This is a messenger RNA of Mirounga angustirostris (Northern elephant seal), 9077 nucleotides long. RefSeq names its product junctional cadherin 5 associated (gene JCAD). NCBI's taxonomy places the organism in Eukaryota, Metazoa, Chordata, Mammalia, Carnivora, Phocidae. The coding region runs from base 189 to 4304 and encodes 1371 amino acids. Gene Ontology annotation, biological process: positive regulation of blood vessel endothelial cell proliferation involved in sprouting angiogenesis. The transcript has 4 exons. Gene Ontology annotation, cellular component: adherens junction; ruffle membrane. The record is from RefSeq and is a predicted model, not a curated record.
GGGUGGGGCGGGCGGCGGCGGCUCCGGGCAUGCUCGGCCGUGGUGGCAGCGAGCCGGGCGGGUCGCGCUGGUCCCCGGCCGGCCGGAGCGGCGGCGGCGGCGGCGCGGGGCAGCAUGAGGGAGCCGCUCGUGUGGGUCCUGCCAGUGCCACGGUCCCAGGGGCUGAGCUUUGAUGAAGCCGGGGCAUUAUGUACAGCGUAGAAGACCUCCUGAUUUCUCAUGGAUACAAGGUGUCGCGAAGUAUCCCAGCGCCCGGCGAGGAUGAGCGCGAGGGCCACCGGCAAGCGAGGAGCCGCACCAGAGCUGGCCAGGGCCUGCUGAAUGGGUGUGACCAUGGCCCGGCAGCCCUCCCCCCCAGCAAGCCGUCCCAGGGGAAGGGACACGCGAGCACCUCAGAGAACAGCCACCGCGCUCCCAGAGCCCAUGGAGAGCCCCAGAGCACUUCUUCUCGAGCUUCUGAGCUGGGAUUUUAUCAUCAGCCUGUGCUAAGGUGGUCCUCUCAACCGCAGACUGCUCACGACCACGCCUACUGGAGAAGAAGACGGCAGGAGGUCAGUGGCCUGCUGGGGCCAAGGGACCGAGAAGAUCUGGAGGUCAGAGGCAUGGCCCAAGCACAAGGUCUGCCCAUCCAUGCAAGGGAGGGCCCAUGGGAAGUUGGAGGAAGGACAGAGAAUGUGAUGAAGAAGGCAGUUUGGGAAGAAGAGCUGAGAAUGGCGGGACCUGCCAAGUGGCAGAAUAUAAGCCUCGAGAGCUGGAACCAGCCAAGGAAAUUAGGGAGGCAGAUGUCCGAUGGUGAUGGGGAGAAAUUAUUUCAAGAUCUGUACCCAUUCAUGCAAGGAGAGCAGGCGUUGAAUUCCCAAAGCAAAGGGAAAUCCCAGUCCCUGCCCAGGGUUCUUUCCUCCGAGAGCCUGAGUUGCAUGGACAUCCCCAUUCCAUUAAAUGAUGGACAUUUUCCAGGUGUUCCUAAAAUCCCAUUUUAUCCCCCAAAUUGUGCACCAAAUUUGGAAUCCACAAGGAACCCUGAGAAGAGCGGCUCCUCGGUCCCUUUACCCCGGCCCAAGUUUGGGCGACCCCUCAAGCCCCCGUCCUACGACUCUCACCAGCACUCCAGGGUGGGAGUGGAGAACAGCGACUCUCCAGUCAGCCAGCAGGUAGACCUGUGUGUCUCCUACUUGAGCAGAACUCACGAGCCCAGGCUGGAGCUGUGUGCAUCUGACUCCGGUUUAGAGCCUCCGGUGUACGUGCCUCCGCCAUCGUACCGGUCACCGCCCCAGCACAUCUCCAACCCCUACGUGGAGGAUGCAGCGCCCAGGCCCGAGUGCGGCGGUCCCCGUCAGCAGCAGCAUCCAGUGGAGCUGCCGGGCCCGGGUUGUCCGCUUCCUCCCGGCCCCCCGGGACCCGAGAAUGAGUAUGGUGUGAGCCCAUACUCUCCUCGCGGGGUCCCCCUGCAGCCCCGGCCUACCACCGCUUAUGACGGCUCUGUUCUGUAUAUUCCCUUUGACGACCCACGCAUCCGACAUUUUAAACUGGCCCACCUGCAGGGCUUCUGUCAGGAAGCAGCGGCUGAUGGGCAGCCCUACAACCCCAGCCCCCGUGCCACCCCGGCACCUGAGCAUGGACACAGUCAACACGAUGGCACCGUCUCGAGCCCGCAGAGUGCAGUGACCCCGCCAGGCAGUGUGAGUGGCUCCUCCACCGCUGAUCCCAGUCCCCGGUGGCUGUGGGGCCCGCGCCCCAGGGAUGCAGAGAGCAGCGGCUUCCCUGAGCAACGAGACCAUGGGGCCAUGAGAGGACAGUGGCCUGCCACGGGGGGCGGCCAGCAGGGACACACAGAAGGCCCAGCCUCCUCCCCAAGCCCGCAGGGCGAGAGUACCUGGGAAACUCGAACCAAGCUCAAGAAAUUUGAAACUGGGAUUCUGACCAAGAAAAGUUCAAAGAAAAAAAUGAACGAGACGAUAUUUUGUUUGGUUUCCAUCCCAGUUAAAUCCGAAUCACAUCUGCCAGAUAUAGAUAGGAACAACAAUGACUUAAAACAGAGCACUGGUAAAAAGAAUGGGCUUGAUAAGAGCCCGGCUUUGCAAGAACAAAGUCUGCUGAGCACGUCUUCCACCGACCUGGAGCUGCAAGCUCUCACAGGAAGCAUGGUUGGGAGAACAGAAUUCCAGAAACAAGAUCUGGGGGAACCAGAAGAAGGCAAACAAACAAAUGACCUCAGAUUCAUUCACCCUACAAAACACAGAGAGCUCAAGUAUUCUGGCUCGUGGCCAGGACACCAGUACAGAGAUCAGCAAACACAAACUACUUUCACCGAGGACUCCAAAAGCCCACGGCCCCUCGCUGCUGAGAAGCUGGGAGGGUCCCCAAAAGCCGUACUGACUCCCAGACUUUCAGACCCCCUGGCCUCUGAAGCUCACACGCCCACGGCGUUAGCUUCCAGUGACCAGAACCAGAGGCCAAAGGCGCCUCCCCUCGAAGGUCAAAUGUCCCUCAGCCCCUCCAGCAACAGCGCUUUCUCAAGGACUACGUCCUGCAUACACCAGGCACCCGCUCCGAAAGCAGGGCCCGGUCGGGCCGGCGCGGAUGGCCGUGGCCGCGGGGCCAGCCCUGUGUCCCGGGGUGAGGUUGUGAAGGGGGAGACCACCGGCCCCUGCAACAGUAAGCAGCUGUUCGGGCAGUUUCUCCUGAAGCCCGUUAGCCGGCGCCCCUGGGACUUGAUCAGCCAGCUAGAAAGUUUUAACAAGGAGCUUCAGGAGGAGGAGGAAAGCGGUCAGAGUGGCAGCGACAGUCACAGUGAGGACAGUGACACAGAGUGGCCAUGCGAAGGCAAGAACUGGGGCUUCGGUGAAGCCAGCCGGGCCUGGAGAGCUGAGGAACCCCGAAGGAGGCCGGUGCUGGAGGAGCCCGGGGCCUGGCCGGGAAGAGUGAAGAGCAAGUCUGAGAGCUGGAGCGAGGAGCAGAAGCCCGGGGGGCCCCGUGUCCUGCCUCAGUCCCCGGGCCCCACGACGGUGGGGCCAGGUGGUGGCAGGGGUGCAGCCUCGCUGUGGGCACACGGAAGCCCGGUCGCAGAGGAGGGGCACCAGGAGGCGGAGCACAGAAUGAACAAGCUAGCCGUCAGCCCAGGUCCGCUGCACAGAGUGACGUCUUCUAGGUCAAGUGACACAAAACCAGCGCCCUCGUCCAAUCCAGCUGAACCGAGGCAGCCCCAGGGAAGUCAGGAGCUGCCCAGUGUUUCCAUUUCUGGGGAGCUGAGCACAGCACCCCCUCGGCAGGCUGGGGCUGGAGGGGAGAGGAGCCCGCUGCUCCCACUCUCUCUUGCCAGCAAACCCCGAGGACUCUCCGCACCGGACUUGAGGUCUGUGGGGCUCCUGCCCGCACAGAAACCGAGUACCGAUAAGUUAGAUGGGUCUUUAGGAAAAGCGAGUGCAAUAGAGAUCCCCCCGAAUGAGUCCCUUCAAGCGAGGGCUGCGAGGAUCCUGGGCAUUGAGGUGGCCGUGGAGUCCCUGCUGCCGGGCGCCAGGAGAACGGGACAGAACCAGCAUCCCGGGCCUGAUGAAAGUGCCCGCGGGCCGGAGGCCCCCAGGGAGGAGUCUGUGUCCAGCUCAGCCCAGCCGGAUGACCCCCCGGUGUCCAUGGAUGCCUUUUAUGGCAGGAGAAAGUGCGGCUGGACCGAAAGCCCUCUCUUUGUCGGGGAGAGGGAGAGUGUCCGUCGGGCUCCCCAGGCUGCUGAGCACUCAAGUGUGGACAGGACUGUCCCCAGCAAGGCCCCAAGCCCCGAGCCUCAGCCCAGUCCCGAGCCUCAGCCCAGCCCCCAGGAGUCCCAGGCCUUCAAUCACAAGGACCUGGGGACAAAACCACCCUUCAGGUCCACUCUGUUCCAUUUUAUAGAGAGGACCCCAAGUGUGUCAGGCUCAGAAAAGAGGCUCAGAAGCACUUCCAAAGUGAUCGAAAGUUUACAAGAGAAACUGGCCUCCCCCCCGAGGAGAGCAGACCCUGACCGCUUGAUGAGGAUGAAAGAGGUGAGUUCUGUGUCUCGGAUGAGGCUCCUGAGCUCCCGGAGCACUGACUCCAUGGAGGAGGCUGAGGAACUGAAGGCUGAGAGGGGCCCCGGGGUGCCACCUGGAGGCCCAGUGUCUCUGAAUGCUGGGGAGCUGUCGCAGAAGGCCGGGCACCCCCCCUCUGUCUCCAGGGGUACCCCCUCGCUGGAAGAAGACGGGCAUCCGUCGGCACAGAGGGACAAGAAGAACGUCCAGCAGGAUUUCUGGUGCCCAGAUUCCUAUGACCCUAGCAGAGUGGAGAGGGUGUGAGGAGAUGCCAGUGAAGCCCGAGAUCGCUAGAGUUUACUCACCGGGUGUCGCCUUGUCUGGCCUGCCCUCCCGGCUCGCCCGCGUGUAGGCUGGAACCUGCUGGCUUGUAGAUCCCGUCGCAGCCUCUCCAACUGCCACCAAGAAACUCCUCGUCCCUACAGAAUCACUUUGUGGAAAUAAAGCAGUAGUCCAUUGAAACCAUCUGUUUUCAUAAUAUGAAGAGUUAAUACCUCUAUUUAGAAAGGAGUCACAUAAACUUUCCGUAAUGAUGGAUUUAGCCAAGCUGGUAAAUAGUUUGGUGUUAAUCUGGUUCUAUGUGAAAAUUCGAACGUGAAUGAUUUUGAAAGGACUGUGAAUGUCAUAAAUUCCCCUGUGCAUCUCCACGGCCUGUGGUCCAUGCUCACGAUAAGGAGUUUGGGACUUGGGCCAACUGCCCGGCGUUCCAGCACUUUGAGUUUAGGGGAAAUGGGAUGAAUAUAUACGACCCAUUUCUAAUCAAUUUGGCCUUCUGCUGCUGCAAGUAAUUCUAUUUAUAAGUAACUUGCCAUCAGAGAAUAAAAGCAAUAUCUUUUUAAGUUCCUAAAAGAUUAAAACUUGUACCAUAAUGUACUCAGAGUAUUAUUUAUCUGGCGAUGAAAUACUUUUGAUCAUUCGCAAACACGCCAUCAUCUGCUUUGCCCUCAGUAUUAUCUAUUUUUAUGUUCUGUAUGGUUGUUUAGAAAUUCUUUAUAUGAAAAAUAAUUGCUGGUUUAAAAUAGACCAUUUUAACAAAGUAACUAUAUUUCUUUUUACAAAAAAUGCUAUUUUUCUAUGAUGUAAACAAUUGUGAGGUGGCAGAUUUUUAAGGAAGUAUUAUUUUAUUUAAGAGUCUGUAUCCCUUUGUGUGAGAGGAACCCAGAAAGGGUUCAUGUUUGUUUUAAAGCACACAUCCCUUACCCCUUCACAACUCAGCUCCUUUUCUUUUAUCUUAGAAAGAGAUGUCCCUAUAGACAUUUUACAGGGUUAAUAAAAUGAACUUUUCACAAAGAUGCUUUUGCAAAUGUAGCUGUAAGGUGGUAUUUGAAAAUAACCUGCUCAAAACCAGCCAACAUCCUUACAACUAUUUUUGCUGCCAUAUCCACUAGAAUUACCAAAAAACAUAGCUUCAUCUCGAUCUGUCUGUGGAGAUCUCCCCUGAGACCAGACUUUCCUCCCCCUGCCCCUUUACAAAAUACUGUAUUUUUAUCUAGAAUGAUCCUUAAUUAUUAGUCUCUGCAUAUUUUUUAAAAGUGCCAGAGACAUUAUAUAUAUGCCAAUACAAAACUACUCCAAGGCCUAUGUAUUCAACUGUGUUUACUAUUGCAGUAGCCUGCACAAAUUUUAUGCAUUUUUAUGCGUUUGCCCCUUCUUUCCAAGUAAGGUAUCUUGUUAGCUAACACUUCCUGAAUGGUUUCUUGUCUCUUUCCUUCCUCUUUCCCUCCCUUUUCUUUCCUUCCUUCCCUCUGUUUCUCCCUCUCUGUUUCUCUCUCUCUUUUUCUUUGAGAAACCACCUUAUCUAUUUUUAGAUGUUUCAAAUUCCUAAAAUAUGAACUGUUGGGUGGUCUGCAAUUUGGCCUGCAAACAACUCUGACUGGCCCAUUUUUAUCUGUACCAUAUGACUUUAUUUCCUAAGAACUUCAUGUCUUUGGACUGUAAUAAACAACACAGAAUCUAAGUAAUUCUGAACAAUCGUUUCAAAUACACUUAUCUGCACUCUUGGUUCUUACUCUUACUUCUUUCCAGAUUUUGACUCUUGUGAAAGGCUGUAGUAGGCUCUUGCUUUCCCAGCAAAUGAGAUGGGCCAAGUCUCAGCAUUUGGAAUGGUUAGAAACUUUUUCCCAGGAAACUUAAUGGGGAAGAGGUCAGUUAGCCUGUUAUAGUUGGUGAAUCACUCAAGUCGUCUACUAGAACCAAACGAGGGUGGCUACCUGGAGGUCUUUGUGGGGUCUGCUUCUCUCCUUCAAUUGCAAAAGGAAGAAGGUGUGCGUAUAUAGACGUACAUACAUAGACACAUACAUAUACACAUAUCUAUGAUCUCUGUUCUGACUUCCUCUUCAAUAUGUUGAUCCCAUCUAAAAACUUCUUUUAAUCAAAAUAACUAAAUUUUAGCUUAUUCCUCAAGAGAAAGAAAAGGAUCCUGAAGAGAAAAAAAUAGGGUAACCUACGUAUAUCACAAAGCAAAAUAGGAUACUCUUUCAGUUUCUAUUCUAAGUUGUACCAUCUUUCUGAAACCAUUCUGAAUUUAGUUGAAAUUAUCAAUAUUUAUACUUUGAACCUUAGUAUCUGGAUUCCAGCCUGUAUAUAAAUCUUUUGUUGUGUGUUGGGGGGAUAACUUUGACAAUUUGACUUUUAAGCUUGCACAUUCUGAGGUAAAUAAUACAUUCUCUAAUCCAAAAUAGCUUCCCAGAAGUUUUGAACUUAAUGCUAAUUAUUCUUUUACUAUUACCACUUCUCAUGCAUAUAUAACUAUCCAUUAUUAUUUGUGGCCGGAAAAAAAAAAGUUCUCCUAUUUUGUGUUUGUCAUUGUUUUUCUCGUAUGUAUGCUAACUGUUGGUGUUUCAUAAUUUGGGGCUUAUAAAAUUAAAAGUUCUACCUUUGGCCAUUUGGACUCAACAUUACAUGAGGAAUUGCACAUGAAAUGUAUUUGUACUUUUUGAUUUACAAAAGAAGGGAAAACAUGUUGGUAAUAGAGCUGUAAUUGCCUUGCUUUGAAGAAAAUUUCAAAAUUACCGAAAACCAAGUACCUUCAUUAUAUCGUUUUCAACCUUAUGUUUCUGCAGGCUGCACAAAACUGCCUGCCCAAGGCACACAGCUCCUGCGCGCGUUUGCAGAAUGCUUUUCUUCUUUAAAAGUCCCUGAAAACGUAUCUGCUGAGAUGCUGGUUUCCUUACUAGAAUCGUAGGUGAAGGUUUCGAUCCAUGUGCAAUUUCUAAGUUGAACUUUUUCUCUUCUGUUUGACUGUUGGUUGAAGUGUUGUGGUUAAUGCAAGUUCAAAUGUGUGAACUCAGAUGACUCUGGAACUAGCCCCUGACCGCAUUUUGCAGCAGCAGGAUGACCGACUCUGGUGGUGGCUUGGCUUCGGGCUUCUGAGGAGGAAGGGCGCAGCCGCCCCACUGUUGACUCCUUCCCAGCUCGGAGCAGAAAGGACUGAUGGAAAAUAUGAUGAAGCCACCAUUUCAUCUGUGACCCCCCCCCCCCCCCCCGCCAAAGACUGUGUUUGUGCGUCUUGGCUGUUUUGCUCUGUUUUGUUUUGUUUAAAAUGAUGAAGUAGGACACAAUUAAGUGUCAGGUUAGCAGCUCUUGGAAAGUGACCAGUACAGCCGGGUUCCCACUCCCUAAAGAGCCGGGCUCAGAGAAACCCUCCCGGUUUCCUGAGCUCUUGUGAGCAGUUACUGGCAUGUCCAGGCCUUGUUCAGCCAGAUCUGUCUGUGCUCUCGGGGUGGGAUGAGUCUCCGGCUGCAGCGCUCCCAGGCCUGGGGGAUUUUCGCAUUUGCUUUUUCUUUUGUUUGUAACUGCAGAUUCUGUACAUCUGUUUGUGGGAGGAGAGUUGCUACUCAGGACAGGAUUUAAGAGACAGAUUCCAAGUGACCUUUAAGAGUCUGCAUGGUGGGAGGUCCUGUUCCAGGAGAGUGGGUUGGUCCACCCUGGGACCCACCAAGCGAAGAAGGAGGGGGAUGGUAAAAUAAGGUUAAAGAGAGAAUAGGUCCCCAGCCUUCACAUUUUACUUAAAAAAAAAAAAAAAAAGUGGUUAAGACUACAGUCCAGAUUGAGGCCUCUUCAAAAGGUCAAUAUGGUCUAGCCAGCUGCCCAUCGAAACAGUCCUUGGGUUCAUCAGCAGUGCGGAGAGGCGGGCAGAGUGCCUGCAGAUUCCUGGCUUUGACUUUUGAGAGCCCCUGUCACAGUUGUGUUUAUUACAGAAGACAGGGAGGUCCUUGUUCUGUGGCCUCUGUGCAGUGACUGAAACUUGAACCCAAAGGCAAGUCCAGACUAUCCAGCCAUUGGUCCCAUUGCCUUGAUCGGGGGGCGGCGGGGUGAGGAGGAAGCGCCUCCCAUAAGGUGAUCCAUCCCCUUCUCCCUACAGAAGCUGGGUCUGCUGCGGCUUGUAGCCAAGCCAGAGGAGCGAGACUUCUCUCCUUCAGCCCCCUCCCCCACCCCGUGGCAGGGCUGAUGUGUGUGACACUCACCGUCACGGAGCAAGAGCGAGACAAAAGCAAGUUCAAUUUGAGGAGCAUAAGGCAGAAAUUAGAAAUGAAAACCAUAUGUCCCAGCCAGGGAGAAAAGCAGUAACCUACAGAUUAUAAAAAUCAAUGAAUUAUUCUCCACUUGGGUCAGCUGAAAUGUGAGCCCUCACGCCCAGGCCUGUCAGGAAAGCUAAGCAGAAGCAUCUCGAAGAACAAAAAAAAAAAAAAAAAGAACUUCCCAAAUGUGAAUACAAGGCCCCGUAACCCCACAGAAACUCUGUAUCUGCUUAUCGUUUCUUUGGGCACCAUGAAGAUGGAAGGAGGCAGGUAGAGAGGGUCCCAGGAAAAGACCCAACGGGUAGCGGGCAGUCUCCAGCCGCGGCUCAUCACCCCCAGAUCAGGCCGCACCAGAGGUCUUACGGUGACGAGAGGUGGAGGUGGGUGAAGAGGAGUAAAGCCCAGAUGAAUGUGUUCAGGGAGCUCUUGUAUCUCCGCACAAUGUAAAGACUUGCUAGUUCCGGAUGGUUGGCCUGCUCAGUAGCACACGUAUUCCAAAUAAACAUUUUGCAUGAAA